Molecule: messenger RNA, 731 nt
Organism: Papilio xuthus (Asian swallowtail)
Lineage: Eukaryota; Metazoa; Arthropoda; Insecta; Lepidoptera; Papilionidae
Product: protein FraH-like
Exons: 2
Coding region: 108-611 (167 amino acids)
Source: RefSeq, a predicted model, not a curated record
UGGGAUUACUUUUCUAGCAGUCCGAAUCGCGAUAAAGACUCGUAUAAAUAGUAAUGCAAUAAUCCAUUCCACAUAAUUGUACAAGAAAGCAAAUAUUAAAAGCAAAUAUGAAAUUCUUAGUAGUCGCCUUCGCCACCCUCGCCCUGGCCGUUGCCAGCCCGACACAGCGCGCCCUGGUGCAACCGGCUCCCGGCGGCCCCGCGCCCAUCAUCGACCUUGACAACUUCGAACCCAUUGCCAUUGGACCCGCCAUCAUCGACAACUUCGAGCCCAUCGCAAUUGGACCCGCUAUCGUCAAGCCACCCACUCCCUCCUCCUCGUCUCCUCUCGUACAAAUCAUUUUGAAUAUCAACCCUAAUGUUGCCGGGUCUCCCGUUGUCAUUGAAGGUGCACCUUUACCCACACCAGUGCAAGUGGUUGAAGAGGCUGAGGCUCCCGAGGGUGUCAUUGUUGGUGAGCCCGUGAUCGUCAGUCCUGGCACGGCCCCUGAGACCAUCAAUGUUGCGUCUCCCGUGAUCGUGGUCGACCAGCCUGCGGCCCCCGAGACAAUAAACGUCGCAUCGCCCAUAUUCGUGCCUCCCGUCGUCAGCCUUCCCGACACCCUCAACUAAAUCUCAACAUAACCGAUAAAUAAUACAAAUAAUGCUGUGAUUAUUCUAAUAAAAUAUAAUUUUAUUUGACCUCCGUUAUAAUUUUCGGUAGGGUUUAUCGAAUAAAGGUCUGGUAAUAUU